Molecule: messenger RNA, 759 nt
Organism: Delphinapterus leucas (beluga whale)
Lineage: Eukaryota; Metazoa; Chordata; Mammalia; Artiodactyla; Monodontidae
Gene: H1-4
Product: H1.4 linker histone, cluster member
Biological process (GO): nucleosome assembly
Cellular component (GO): nucleosome
Molecular function (GO): DNA binding; structural constituent of chromatin
Source: RefSeq, a predicted model, not a curated record
CCGGCCAGUGCCUCUGCUUCCGGCUCGAAUUGCUUUCCCAACAAUCGCCUUCAACAUGUCCGAGACUGCGCCCGCCGCGCCUGCUGCACCGGCCCCUGCCGAGAAGACGCCGGUGAAAAAGAAGGCCCGUAAGGCUGCAGGUGCCGCAAAGCGCAAAGCGUCUGGGCCCCCGGUGUCCGAGCUCAUCACCAAGGCUGUCGCCGCCUCCAAGGAGCGCAGCGGCGUGUCUCUGGCUGCGCUCAAGAAGGCGCUGGCGGCCGCGGGCUACGAUGUAGAGAAGAAUAACAGUCGGAUCAAGCUGGGUCUCAAGAGCUUGGUGAGCAAGGGCACUCUGGUACAGACCAAGGGCACCGGCGCCUCGGGUUCUUUCAAGCUGAACAGGAAGGCGGCUACCGGGGAGGCUAAGCCCAAAGCCAAGAAGGCGGGCGCGGCCAAGCCCAAGAAGCCCGCAGGAGGGGCUAAGAAGCCCAAGAAGGCGACGGGGGCGGCCACCCCCAAGAAGAGCGCCAAGAAGACCCCAAAGAAGGCGAAGAAGCCUGUCGCGGCUGCAGGAGCCAAAAAAGCUAAGAGUCCGAAAAAAGCGAAAGCAGCCAAGCCGAAGAAGGCGCCCAAGAGCCCAGCGAAAGCUAAGGCGGUGAAGCCCAAGGCGGCUAAACCAAAGACCGCCAAACCUAAGGCAGCCAAGCCAAAGAAGGCGGCAGCCAAGAAGAAAUAGGAAGUUUCUUUGGCCUAAGGCUUAGAAGCUCGACACAACCCAAA